This is a messenger RNA of Drosophila virilis, 2322 nucleotides long. RefSeq lists its product as uncharacterized. Gene Ontology annotation, cellular component: cytosol. Gene Ontology annotation, biological process: neurogenesis. Lineage: Eukaryota; Metazoa; Arthropoda; Insecta; Diptera; Drosophilidae. Gene Ontology annotation, molecular function: protein binding. The record is from RefSeq and is a predicted model, not a curated record.
UGAAACCGCUACAUACAUAUAAACAAGGGUACACAAUAAAUAAAUAUUAAUUGCGAUCAUUUUUGGUUACAAUCUUUGUGCAUAUUAUGGACCUGGACUGGCAAAACAGUCUAACAGAGAUCAAGGAUCGCGGCCAGUAUCUGUUGCACUCUGAGAAAUGGGCCGAUUGCCGAUUUCUGGUGGGCACUCCGCCAAAUCAACGCAUCAUCGCUGGCCACAAGCUGCUCCUGGCGAUGGCAUCGCCCGUCUUCGAGCGCAUGUUCUUUGGCAAUCUGCCGGACAAAACGGAUCCGAUAAUAAUACCCGAUGUGCAGCCGGAGGCAUUCGAGGCCAUGCUCGAGUAUAUCUAUACGGAUCGGAUAACCAUCGGCUCCUUCGACAAGGCCUGCGAGCUGUGCUACGUGGCAAAGAAAUAUAUGCUGCCACAUGUGGUCACACGCUGCACGCAUUUCCUCUGGGCCGAUCUGAGUCCCAAGAAUGCGUGUCGCGCCUACGAGUUUGCCAAGCUGUUCGAUGAGCCGCGCCUAAUGCAGAGCAGCAUGGAUCUGAUAGCGGCCAAUACACGGGAAGUGCUCUCCGAUCCCAGUUUCCUGGACAUUGAGGUGUCCACACUAAUGGCCAUACUGGAUCAGCAUCGGCUCAACAUUGACUCUGAGCUCGAUUUGUUCAAUUGCCUGCUGAAAUUCGCCAGCGAACGCGGCAUAUUAAAUGAGAAUGGCAACGAUGAUAUGGCCAGCGGCAGUGGGAACAACAACAAGUCGGGCUCAGCCUGCACAGAGCAUCCGGACGCGGCGGCCAAUGAGAUUGUCGAGGAGAUCAAAAUGGAACCCGACGUGGCGGCCAUGGUGCAGCACAUGCAUCAGGACGAGGAUGUCGAUAGCUACAAGCAUGUCAGCGAGCAGGCGACAACGGGCAACGGCUCGGCCUGCAGUUCGCCGAUACAUGCGUCCAGCUCCUGCAGCUCUUCGUCCGCGAAUGCCAAUGCGAAUGCAGCUGUGGCCAACGACGAUGUGGUCAUCAUUGACAGCGAUGCCUCCGGCAAUGCCAACGAUGAGAUGAACGCCGCCGAGGCGGCGGCCAAUAUGAUCAAUAUGAUGGAUGCACAGCGCACGAUCAUGGAUGGGGCGAUGCUGCGCCAGGCGGUCAAAAAGAUACGCUUCCUGACAAUGACGCCGCAACAGUUUGCCGAGGGACCGGCACGCUCCAAGCUGCUGCAACAGCACGAGGCAUUGGCCAUACUCAUCAAGAUCUCCAGUCCCACGCUGAACGACUGCAAUAUGCCCGAGGGCUUCUGUGUCUCGCGCAGCACGCGCAACUUUUAUGAAUCAUCGCAUCGGCAGCGCGAGCUGAACUCCUCGUAUCGCCAUGCCGCCGGCUGCAGCAGCAGCAGCACAAACAAUGCCACAAAUGCCGGUUUCCGGCCGGAUGCCAUAGCGCGCGCCUUUGCCAUUCCGCAGCACAAUCAGCCGCUCUUCACACGCCAGCGAAUCAGUGUGCCGCUCAAUCUUGGUGCCGGCGGCAUGGAUCAUGUGCCCAUGCAAGGUGCGGGCUUUGGUUUUGUCGAUGAGCCGCUCGCCCUGCCCAACAAUCCGCCCUCCAACGGCGAUGCCUACGAGGGCGCCCCGCCAGCCCCAGCGCCAGCGGCAGCAGCUGCUGUUCCGCCUGGCAACGAUAACGAGGUCGCCGUCGCCGUCGCCAGCAACUCGCACCACGACAUGACGCGCUCCUACUGCAUGCGCUCCAUGACACGCCAGUUUGACUAUCGCAACACCAGCGUCACCGACUGUGGCGUCACCUUUCAGGUGGACACCAACAUUUGGAUAUUGGGCGUUCAGGUGCCGACGCAGGUGCUUUGCGGCGAACUGAUGAAUUCGGCCGGCUUUGCUGAGCGCUACACCGAGGUGCUCUAUGCGCACAUCCAGGAUAUGCACGGUUCACGAAUCACGUAUACGCACUGUACGGCGCGGGUGCGCUACGAUUCACAUUUGGACAUCACAUUCGAUCGCCCCGUUUACAUCUAUCGCAAUCAAAUCUACAAGAUCUAUGUCGUCUUCAAUAAGAUGGGCUGGUAUCCGAUGUACUCGUGCGUACCGGACAUUGUCCGGCAGCGCGUCAAAUUCAUGUUUAAUGUGGGCAGUCCGACGGAGUCGGUGCGCGACGGCCUCAUUUAUGCGAUCAUAUUUUCAACGCCGCAGGAUCAUGCGCGUCAUCUGAUCGAUUGAUCGACACAAAGCGAUCCAUGAAUUUCGAUGUGAUAGACUAUUAUUAUUAUUAUACGUGUGUUUUUUUUUUUCGAUUUCAACAGUGAAACCUGCCACGGUA